CUGAGUAGGUACCAUCAGUUGAUGACUGUACGUCGGAGUGCGCGCACGUGUUGCUGUUUGCUCCCGCUGUGAAUAUAAAUAAAUAGUGCUAGUGAUGUGAUUUGUGCUGUAUUGGAUUUACUGUUAUACAGAUGGCGUAGAAAACCGGUCGCAGAGAUCCAACACAAAUGCUUUUUAGCACUCUAAUGGAAGGCGAAACUAUUGCAGCAAACACAAUUAUAUCAUCCAUAAAGAGAUUCAACGCCGAGGGAAAUGAACAUGGAACUAUAAAGUCGCUUCUAAAGAAUUUUAUAUUGCCCGAAAGUGAAAUGGCUAUCAAACAGAAACAUAACUUUAGUGAAAAAUGCGUAUACACGGUACCAAUAAAGCCACCUAUGUCUCCCUCUCAUCAACGGAAAACAGUGAGUGAAGCAAAACAAGCGUUUUUAAACUCCACGCUACGUAACAAUACACACUGCAAGGAAAAUAAGCGAGAACCAACGUUACAUUACGCACAAUUAGCUAUAAGUACGGGAAGUGAUGACACAAGAAGUACAGGUGGAGGAAAAUAUACGAAGGAAUUUACAAAUGCUCAGAAAUAUAAGGAACGAUCUCUCCCAAUAGAUAUUCCUUCAUCCACCAAGAGAAAGAGUGAAAAUCAGCAGCAAAGGAAAGUCAGUUUCAAAAUAAAAAAUGCCUCUUCGUCCUACCGUCGGGCACCGCUAGUAACAACAAUGACGAUCACGAGCAGUAAAGUGUCAGAAUUGACCAAGAAAUUUAAUGACCUAGUUAAUACUAGUUCACCAGGCUCAGUGAAACAGUCUAAACUGGUCAAAACAAUUGAAGAUUUACAAUCUGCAUGUUCAGCCAGUAGUAGUUCUACCCCUUCGUCCACGCUUAGCUCCAGUCCAAAUAUAAAAAUUGUUGUUCGACAUAGAAGAGGUUCCAAAAAGCGACCAAACAGUAGGAAAAGGUGCUCCAGCAUGGAUUCCAUUGAUAAAUUAAUUUUAUCUGAUAAUUCUAACAGUAAGAUUCGUAUAAUUCGAUCUAAAUCUGAUGGUAAUAAAAUACCAAAAUCACCAAAAAAACAAGCUGAAUCAACUGGACAAAGUGGAUCAGAUUCUGUGGACGGAUCACCAGUAAAAUGUAUUAAUGAGGUUCCGAGAUCACAAAAAGAGAGCAAUGUUGUCAAAAACGUCAUACAAAAAUUCGAAUGUGAAAUUAACGCUCAACUUAAUAAAAGCAAUAUUGUUAAAAGAAACCCUUUAAAAGCCAAUAGUACAAUAACAAUCAAAGAAAAACCAAAAGUACCUGAAAAAAAGUCGUCACUAGUAUUAACAAAAAAUGUCGUACUAAAAGACGGGGUCCCCAAAAUUAAAACAAUUAAACCCGUUCUAGUCGAUGAAUCAUCGAAACAAGCUUCUCGUCUCUCACCACCACCUGAACUAUCGAAGAAGAAGGAGCCUAUUUAUGAUAAGAAAAGGUUUAAAACAAAUUACAUACAUUCGGAAAAGUUACCAUUGCACGUUGUUGAAAUAAUCCACGAAGAAAUAAACGACGUUACCUCAACGUCUGCUUUACCUGUAAAAGAAGAAAAGGUUCUUAAUGAAACACAAAAUUCUAUAGAAGACAAAUCUAUAUACCAGGAUAUAGAAAGUCAAAUAACACCUAAUGAAUCAUUUUUAUGGAGGAGAAAAAGUAGCCAAAUUUAUUCAGAUUCCGAAAAAUCAAUAUCUGAAAGUCCUUAUGGUUUCGUAAGUGUCAUAUUGAAUGAAUCCACAGUUUCUUGUACUGAUGAACAAAACAGUUCUGCUACAGAGGAUUCUAAAUCGAACGAAGUAUCUGAAUCUCAAUCAACUUUAAGAGGUAGUAAUCUCGAACCUAGCUCAGAUUUUGAAUCAAAUCUAAUAGAAGCACUUAACAAAGAAGUAAUAGUAGGUUUUAGCCCUAAACCAGCAAAAGAAAGUGAGGCAGAGGAUGAUUAUGAACCUCUAGAACCGCGAGAUGAUAACAUCGUAGUUGUAGCAGUAAAAAGCGAUAGAACUUCUAAAAUAAACUGUCCUUUACCUGAGAUUCCUAUAGAAGUGCCACUAAGUCCACCCACCACGCCACCCGAAGAAAACAUAUACCAAUGCCUUUUAGAGAUGCGGUCACACCCUGAGGGGGAUGAAAGCAGUCUACAUAAUUAUGAAACUUGUGGAAGCCAACUCGAGGAACGAACAAGAGGCGAUGGCGACAGUGACGAUGGUUAUGAGUAUUGCAAGUCUCCCGUAAAGCCCUACUGUCUUACAUCCAGUUCUGGUAUUCAAAUUGCUGAGAACUAUAACCCAUACUCAGCUAAUAACAAAAAUUACGCUAUAACCAAAUCUGUCAGCGGCACCUCAACGGUGAGUUACGAGAAAAUAGGUUCGGAUAGGAUCUAUGAAAAGAUACCCCCACGCCCAAUAAAAUCAAAAGAGAGCAGCCCAACCAGCAAACGCGAUUCCAUAAUCUCAGAUUGCUACAAUGAAAACAUUUACGACACAAUCAAGCAUGCAGACGGGGUGUCGUUAUCACACUGUUAUGAGAGCAUACCCAACAGCCCGAGUAUGGCAAAGAUAAACAAUAAUGCUAAAAAGCAGAUAUCAGCGGUACAAAAGCGCCUCUCGUUUGACACAGUGUCAAAUAUCAGCCAAUCUACGUUAUCCAGUGAACAGAAGACAAAUAGUAUUUAUGGGCAAAGAUCGGUGCUCAGUUAUAAUGGACAAGAAAUAGUAUUCCAAGUGCCGAGCAGUGAGACGAGCGCUAGUGGCCGAAGCGACAGGAGCGAUGACUGGGUGGACAUUUCAGACGAGGAAAAGACUGAGGAGAAGAAAAUAAUUAUCGUUCAAGAAAGGAGUCGGGGACGCAAAUCGCAUUCCGGGUGGUCGCAGAAAGUUAGACAUCAGUGGCAGAAUUCACCAAAACAGAGCGAAGAAAAAGAUUGCGACACAAGCGACUCCGGUCAUCUCUACGAGUCGCUGGAGCCCGCGACGCCUCCGCGCCCAGCUAGGCCUUCGCCCCCAGCGCCUCCCGCACACCCCGCGCACCCUGUGGGGGGCACACCAGCCUUGAUAGACGAUGAUUUCGAUUCGUUCGACAGCGAUACUGAUGACGAUGACAGGAGUGUGCAACCCCAAUCGCCGCCAGCGUUGCCGGCUUCAAGGCUUCCAACCCCGCCUAACGGAGGAGGGCAAUACACGUUAACAAAAAUUGCGAGCGCGGCCCAGAAGAAAAUGAGGCAGAUCAAAAGAAAUCUCACUAAACGUUAUUCAGUCGCCAUGGACGCAAAGACAUUUACGAAGUCAAACCAGAACCCCACAUACGACGUACCGAAAAACCAGUCCAAGACAAAAUCGCCUGUAUACGAGAACUACCAAAAGCCGGAAAUCCAGCACCUCUACAGUAACAUCAAUUUCGAUAAGCAUAAGACUGAAAAUCCCCUGGCAAAGAUAACUGGGACGUUCAAGGAGGAACUAAAAACUGUGAUGGAUAAGAAAGACAGAAGCGAGAAGCGCUUAAGUUCAGAAAUGCCGCCUCCAUUGCCGGAGAAGGUACAAGAGAAACCAACAACGCCAACUGAAGUGAAGAAGGAUAGCGGGACAUUGUCUAGAAAGGCGUAUUUCUCUUUUAAAUCUAGAUUUAGACGCGCCACGUCAAUGGCGGUGGAUAUCAAUGAUGUGCCUAGCGCGUUGAAGAUCACCAAUUCGACAUUCUACUUGACCGACUCCAUGGAUGGUGACUCGGGUUUCAGUAAUUGCAGCGACAGUGCGAACACCGAAGCCCUAUCACCACACAGCCGAGGUACGAGACUCCGGCCCGGCUGGGCCGAGUCCUCCCCGUGCCUCGCGCUCGAGCGGCCCUCCCUCCCCCCGCCGCCGCCGCCCGCCCCGCACCCGCACACUGACCUUAGCGCUGUCAACGAAGAACUGAAACGGCUGUUGCCGACGCUAUCGAGGAAGGAGAAGACGCCGCGCACACGCACCUCGUGGUACGCGGAGUGUGGCGCUGACACUGCGCCCGCGCAUACUUCCAACUCUUCGUGGUAUGCAGAAGCGGGUCUGUACCCAGCGGGCAACAUCUCGUCCUCUUCAGGCGCAUCCUCCGGCUCGCACCCGGCGUCUCCACUGCCGCACUCGCUGUUCACCCACGAGCCACUGUAUCAGUUCUACAACGCUGCUAAGGUCGAGUCCGCGUGCCGCGAAGGCGACUCCGACUCCGACGCGUACGAGGCGGGCGGCUCCACCUGCAGUGCGACGCGUCCCUCCGCUAUGGCGCUUGUGGCGCCGCGCGGGCCCGCUCGCACGCUCUGGUGCGAAGUGCCGGAGGUCGUGAACUCCGCUGUGCUAAGUUCACUCGCCCCGGCCCAGAAGAAGCUCCAAGAAGCCAAGUUCGAGCUGCUCACAUCGGAGGCGUCUUACCUCAACUCGCUCAACGUGCUGGAGACGCACUUCAUCUCGCACCCCGCCUUCAGAGAGCCCGGAGUGCUGUCCAAGGAGGACUGGGAGACUCUGUUCGGAACUAUUAUACCUGUGCGCAAAUGCUCCCAAAUGCUGCUCGCGGACAUGGAGCGGUGCUGGCAGGAGAACAUCCUGCUCGCCGGCAUCUGCGACAUCGUGCGCUCGCACGCCGAGCACGCCGCCGCGCUCGCCCGAAUGGAGAGGCACGCGGCGUGCCAGAGCCUGUCGCUGCACUCGUUCCUGAUGCUGCCGAUGCAGCGCGUGACGCGGCUGCCGCUGCUGCUGGACGCCGUGCUGCGCAACCUGGCGCCCGCCGACCGGGAGUACGACGGCUGCAUGCACGCGCUCGCCACGCUCAACGACUUCGUGUCGCAGUGCAACGAGGGCGCGCGCAGCACGGAGCGGCUGGAGGAGAUGUGGCGGCUCAGCGCCGCCAUACACUUCCCGCCGUCUCUGCGCGCCGCGCCGGACCUCGCGCCCGCGUGCUCGAGGCGGGACCGCAAGCCAGUCCGUUGGUUAGUUCGUUCUGGUGAAAUGACGCACCUUGUGUGGAAGACGGACGAACUCAAGCUCACGUUUGGCAAGAAGUUCCAGAAAGUUCCCCUGCAUCUCUUCCUGUUUAACGAUCACCUCGUCAUCACCAAGAAAAAGAGCGAGGAGCACUACGUGGCAGUGGAGCACUGUCCGCGCUCGCUGGUGGACGUGUGCUCCAGCGACGCGGCCGCCAGCGCCAAGCACGCGCUGCUGCUCACCCUGCUCGAGAACCACGAGGGGCGCACCAUCGAGAUGCUGAUGUCCUGCGCGAGCGAGACGGACGCGCAGCGGUGGGGCGAAGCCCUGUCGCCUGCGGGGGGCGGCGCCGGCGGCGACGCGGUGUACGCCGGCUGGGACUGCCCGCAGGUGGCGGCGCUCUACGCCUACCGCGCGGCGCAGCCCGACGAGCUGGCGCUGGCUGAGGGUGACAUCGUCAACGUCACCAGGAAGACCAGCGAAGGCUGGUACUACGGCGAGCGCACGCGCGACGGCGAGGCGGGCUGGUUCCCCGGCUCGUACACGGCCGAGAUCGCGUCGCCGCACGUGCGCGCGCGCAACCUGCGCCAGCGCUACCGCUUGCUCGCGCUCUCCGGCACUUAUCUGGGGCAGAAGAAGCGGCCCACUUGAACCCUGUGAACUUGUAGUCUUUUUACCAUUUGACCGUUUGACCAUCCGGUCGUUUGACCUUUGGACAAUGUGAAUUAUUGUAAUGAAUGUUUAUUUUACUGUGAAUAAAUUAUUUUACUGUUUCUACACGAUAUUCGAUAUAUUGAAAAUGUGUUUCACGUAUUUUUAUUUUGUAUAUACCAGAUAUAUUUUAUUCUCUGGACUGUGUCUGUGUGGUCGCAAUCUAAGGAUAGUUUACACGAAUAUCAUUUGUGUUGACUGACUCGUGUUUGCACUGUUUUAAUAAUAUUUGUAAGCCGUCCAAACACUGCCUGUGUAAAGCACUAAAAGUUAGGUAUUAAGUCUCGUGAUACGCCCGCUGAGUUAGUGGUGCUUAUUUACGAAGUUAUAUUAGCGAUUAUCACUCUAUGAGAGUAUAUAAGUGUGUACAGUUACGUAUGAGAUUUGAAACAAGUUAUUGUACAUAAAGAAUGUGUAAGAUAAGCUUAAAUUUCGUUUUACCAUAGAUAGAUAUCGCUACGGUGUGUCUAUGGCUGCCUAUUUUUUUUUUUUUAUUAAUUUCGUGAUCUAUGCUUACUUGGCCGCUAUUAAAAACUACUAGUCAAUAGGCGGUCGAGUAUAUAUUUUUUUUAAUCUUUUUUCAAAACAUUACACAAUUAAUUCAUGUAACAUUCCACGUGAAUUAUUCGUUAGACUACUUAGAUUUAUGUAUGUAUUAUAAUUUGAUAAGACGUCACUUGAGUGUAAACGACCAUAAUAUUAGUUUGUACUUAAAUUUAAUUUAUUUCUUAGAAAACAU
Zerene cesonia (dogface butterfly) is the source of this 6417-nucleotide messenger RNA. RefSeq lists its product as uncharacterized. Lineage: Eukaryota; Metazoa; Arthropoda; Insecta; Lepidoptera; Pieridae. Gene Ontology annotation, molecular function: guanyl-nucleotide exchange factor activity; protein binding. The record is from RefSeq and is a predicted model, not a curated record. Gene Ontology annotation, biological process: activation of GTPase activity. The transcript has 19 exons. Bases 168 to 5618 code for a protein of 1816 amino acids.